Oryzias melastigma (Indian medaka) is the source of this 2478-nucleotide messenger RNA. RefSeq names its product serine/threonine kinase 38a (gene stk38a). The transcript is spliced from 14 exons. The record is from RefSeq and is a predicted model, not a curated record. Lineage: Eukaryota; Metazoa; Chordata; Actinopteri; Beloniformes; Adrianichthyidae. Gene Ontology annotation, molecular function: protein serine/threonine kinase activity; ATP binding. Gene Ontology annotation, biological process: peptidyl-serine phosphorylation; intracellular signal transduction. The coding region runs from base 315 to 1727 and encodes 470 amino acids.
ACAAAGACGAAGUCCGCAAAAGCUGACAGAAACUUCCCCAAGUUACUGUGUUUGAUGGUUUCUUCUGUUGAACGUGUUCUGGACGGAGGAGGAGCGGUUUCCCGCCUCGCAGCUCUCCGUUUAUUUGAGAAGUCCUCAGCGCGCAGUCGCAGCUAACCGGCUAACUUUCUCUAUUUACUCGGAGAACUUCGAGCUGCCCAGUCUAAGCCAGUUUAAAAACUACUUCCUGUCAGGACUGCUGCAAUAAAAGCACAGACUUCAAUCCCAGCCACAGAUCGCAUCUCCAGUUCCGCCGACUUUUACUGUGGUAGAGCAUGGCAAUGACCGGACAGAGCUCGUUUUCCUCCAUGAGCAACCACACCAAGGAGCGGGUCACCAUGGCCAAGGUGACCCUGGAGAACUUCUACAGCAACCUCAUCGCCCAGCACGAGGAGAGGGAGAUGAGGCAGCAGAAGCUAGAGAAGGUGAUGGACCAGGAGGGCCUGGCCGAUGAGGAGAAACGGAUCCGUCGCUCUGAACACGCCAGGAAAGAGACGGAGUUUCUGCGUCUGAAGCGAACUCGGCUGGGCCUGGAAGACUUUGAGUCCCUGAAGGUGAUUGGCCGAGGAGCAUUCGGAGAGGUCCGCCUGGUGCAGAAGAAAGACACGGGUCAUGUUUACGCCAUGAAGAUCCUUCGCAAAGCUGACAUGCUGGAGAAGGAGCAGGUCGGUCACAUCCGUGCUGAGAGGGACAUCCUGGUGGAGGCAGACAGCCUCUGGGUGGUCAAGAUGUUCUACAGCUUCCAGGACAAGAUGAACCUCUACCUCAUCAUGGAGUUCCUUCCAGGAGGGGACAUGAUGACCCUGCUGAUGAAGAAGGACACUCUAACAGAAGAGGCCACUCAGUUCUACAUCGCAGAGACGGUGCUGGCCAUCGACUCCAUCCACACGCUGGGCUUCAUCCACAGAGACAUCAAACCAGACAACCUGCUGCUGGACGCCCGGGGUCACGUGAAGCUGUCGGACUUCGGUCUGUGCACGGGGCUGAAGAAGGCUCACUGCACGGACUUCUACAAGAACCUGAACCACAGCCUGCCCAGCGACUUCAGCAAGCAGACCUUCCAGAACAUGAACUCCAAGAGGAAGGCAGAGACGUGGAAGAGGAACCGGAGACAGCUGGCCUUCUCCACGGUGGGAACUCCAGACUACAUCGCUCCAGAGGUCUUCAUGCAGACUGGCUACAACAAGCUGUGUGACUGGUGGAGUCUGGGCGUCAUCAUGUACGAGAUGCUGAUUGGUUACCCUCCGUUCUGCUCAGAGACGCCUCAGGAGACCUACAGGAAGGUGAUGAACUGGAGGGAGACGCUCACGUUCCCCCCAGAGGUGCCAAUUUCAGAGAAGGCCAAAGACCUCAUCCUCAGGUUCUGCUGUGAGGAGGAGCACCGGAUCGGAGCUGCAAGCGUGUUGGAGAUCAAGUCCAACCCGUUCUUCGAGGGGGUGGACUACGACCACAUCAGAGAACGACCCGCCGCCAUUCCCAUCAACAUCAAAAGCAUCGACGACACCUCCAACUUUGACGAGUUCCCAGAGUCUGACAUCCUCACCCCUACAGCCACUCAGGUGUCCAAUCACAGCGAGGCGGACCUGAAGAACAAGGACUGGGUCUUCAUCAACUACACCUACAAGCGCUUCGAGGGCCUGACGGCGCGGGGCGCCAUUCCGUCCUACAUGAAGUCAGGAAAGAGAUAAGCCCCGCCCACCGCCGCUCCUCUACGUCCCGUCGGCCUUCGCUCUGUGGGUUUUGCCCCCCAGCACCAGCACCCCUACAUUCCCCCUAAAGCAUCAGUUCUGUUGGACCCUUGAGGGGGCGGGCUCCUGCCUCAGCAGAACUUUCCCUGCGGGCCAAAGCGGGUCAGAAGCACCAACCAAAGCCAGAGCUGACUCCGCCCCCUUCAGGAAAACGACUCUUUAGACGUUGACUUUUGCACACCCCCCCCUGACAGUAUGACAGUAGGAUUCCGUCUUCACGGCGACCCAUUCAGCACCUUAAUCGGACUCGCUGGGCUCGGCUUGGUUUUAGGUUUUAAAGCAGCUUUUAUGCCGGAGUUUCUGUUUCUGAGGGUUUGGAACCGUUCACACAAACCUCUGGAACCUGCUUCUCUGGACCGGGUCGACACGCGUCCUGUCUGUGGACUCUGUUCUGUUACUGUGUGCACGGGUCGGGUCCACAGAAACACUUUAUGCGGGAGCAGGACUGAAAGCACAGACUUACGGUGAGCAGUGAACGCACCAUCCAGAAUGCUGUCCUCAGAGCUUUUCUGCCCGGCAACAGCAACCUUCAGUUUGUUUCUGCAAAAGGUUUUAACUUUAAAGAUGAUUUUUAUUUCUAAUUUUAAUGUGUGUGUGCGUGUGUGGGGGGGUGACUUUAUUUAAACCGCUGCUGCAGUGCACGCCUCUGUAAUGUUUCUGCUGUUUGACAAUGAAGAACUCUGCACUUAAA